AUGGCGGCGAUGGUGAUGAGUGAUGACGACGACCACAACAAUAAUGAUGAUGAUACUGACGACAAUGAUGACGAUGAUGAUGAUGAUGACGACGAUGAUGAUAAUGACAUACGGAUAUUGAUCGGCCGAGAAAUCACAGCCGUUCGACUUAAUGAUCAAGAAGUUGAAACAGGGCGACAAUUUCGAAUGAGCAGACGAACAAUUUACAGAGCAGUGAUGUAUCUGGACAGAUUUCUUGCCCACCGAAUAUUAGAUAAUGGACGGUUCUGGGCAGUGAGGUUAUUAGCAGUGGCUUGUUUAUUAUUGUCUGCAAGAAUGGAUGAAAGGGAAUAUGAUGUGCCAUUAUCAGACUAUCCAGUUGGAGCUUACAACAUCAAUGUGAAUGACACAAGGAGAAUGGAGAUUUUGGUUCUUAUUGAAUUCAAUUGGGAUAUGAAUUGUGUUACUCCUUUUGAUUUUAGAAAUUUUUUCAUAUCAAGAUUCUGCAGAGAUGUUGCAAGAAUAGACAUAACUAGAAUGACAUCUGGUGUAAUCAUCAUGAGUUUAUUAAGAGGUAAUUAG
This is a messenger RNA of Solanum tuberosum (potato), 561 nucleotides long. Its product is annotated as cyclin-D5-3-like. The coding region runs from base 1 to 561 and encodes 186 amino acids. The record is from RefSeq and is a predicted model, not a curated record. NCBI's taxonomy places the organism in Eukaryota, Viridiplantae, Streptophyta, Magnoliopsida, Solanales, Solanaceae. The transcript has 3 exons.